AUGGUGGAGGCCUACCGCAAAGGCUUCAAACUCAGCAGGUGGCUGAUCAAACGUGAGUUCCCGCAGCUUGAGGUGAGCGUGAUCACCACCUCACGGAUCACUGGAGAUGUAGCCCGCGAAGCCGCCGAAGACCCGGACUCAGAGGAGGAGGGCGAAGACGUUGAAGAGGCUACCACCACCGACCAGGUCGGCACUCCUGCAGAUACUCCGAGCAAGAAGGAUGAACCCCUUGCUGCCGGUCGAGUCAUAUAUAACAAACCCAUUCGCCUCUGGGACAAUGCCACCAACAACCUCACAGACUUCACCACCCAUUUCUCCUUUUCCCUUUCCUUUGAUAAGGAUUCUAAAUAUAUACCGGGCGACGGAUUCACCUUCUUCCUUGCUCCCAAUUCCUCCCUCCCUCCUCUUCCAACUGCUGAUACUAAUGUCAUUGCUUCUUCGUCAGGUCAAUUCCUUGGUCUUUUUGACAAUAAGACUGGAACCAAUGCAGGUGAGAAUCAAGCUGUUGCAGUAGAGUUUGAUACAUACUCAAAUGAUGGAAAAGACCCAAAAUAUCGUCAUGUAGGUAUUGACGUUAAUGCAAUCAUAUCUGUUAAAGAAGUUCAAUGGAAUAUUAGUGGAACAAACGAGGUGAAAGGCGAUGCUCAGGUCAGUUAUAAUUCUAGCACAAAAGACUUGAGUGUUUUCUUGAUAUAUGUUGACGGAGCGAAGGGAAGUGAGACCCUUAGCCUCUCCUAUAGGGUAGAUUUGAGAAAUAAAUUGCCGGAAUGKGUUAAUAUUGGCUUCUCUGCUUCAACAGGAUGGAGUUUCGAAUUCCAUAGUAUUCUCUCCUGGAAUUUCAGUUCAAGCUUGGAGAUAAGAAAUUCUUCAAGCUUGCUGAUUAGCAACAAUUCAAAGCCAAACAAGAGUUUGGUGGUGGGGUUGGUUGUUGGUACAAGUGCCUUGAUUGGUUGUUUGGUUAUGAUUUUGCUAGUCCUGAAAAAGAAAAGGAAUAGGUCGCCCGAUGCCUCAAUGGACGAAGAUUUUGAAAGGGAAACGGGACCCMAGAAGUUCUCRUAUGGMGAAUUGGUWCGUGCAACAAAUAAUUUCAAUGCGGAAAUGAAGCUUGGAGAGGGAGGAUUUGGAGGAGUUUAUAGGGGUUUCUUGAGUGAUCGUAAGUUGGAUAUAGCUGUCAAAAGAAUUUCUGAAGGAUCUAAGCAAGGGAUAAAAGAAUACAAGGCAGAGGUAAAGAUCAUCAGUCAGCUAAGGCACAGGCAUUUGGUGAAACUUGUUGGUUGGUGCCACAAACAGAGAGAACUCCUCCUGGUGUAUGAGUUCAUGCCCAAUGGUAGCCUUGAUUCUCAUCUCUUCAAAGAUAAAACCUUGUUGACCUGGAAGGUCAGCGCAAUCCGGGCACUCUUACCUGGCAAAGAGUCGGCUCCUAUCUGGCAACGGACGGCACCUGAGAAGAAGAUGGUGAAGAAUUCCCAGGGGAUUACCCGGUGGGAAUACUCCGACGAUCAAGUUAGACUACUUGAAAUAGUGGAAUUUGGGUCCCUCAGUCCCAUUGAUGGUGGCAUUCCCACCAUGUUCUGCCGCAUUAGCAUUUUGACAAUGGGGGUACUUCUCUUGGAUCUUAUAUUGGGUGAUCGGUACUGGUGGGUGUUGCUUUACGUUUUUCCAUUCAUAGUUAAGCCAGCUCACAAUUCUCCAGCAGAUGUUGUUCAUGAUCAGUUCCAUUUUCAGUUCUCCGGCGAAGAGAUCAGAGCAGCCACGGUGGCCUCCCAGUCCCAGACCAGUCAGUCUGGUUGCCCAGACAAAUGCGGAAACGUCAGUGUUCCAUACCCAUUUGGCAUCGGUGACAACUGUUCCAUAGAUGAACAGUUCAAUCUUACUUGCAACUCCUCCUUCAGCCCUCCAAAACUCUUCUUACCAAAUGGUAAUUUUGACGUACUUGAAAUAUCACUACUCUAUGGCUACCUGCGUAUCCAUGUAUGGAUGGCCAGCGAUUGCUAUAACAAGAGAGGACAGGAGGACAACUCCUCAACUACGACAGAGCUAGCCCAGUUCACCUUCUCAGAUACUCGCAACAGGUUCACAGCCAUUGGUGACACCAUAGCUUUUAUCAACGGCACGGAAGGCCAAAGCUACGCCAGUGGGUGCAUUUCUCUGUGUGACGAUAUAGCUAACGUGAUUAAUGGUUCAUGUGCCGGCAUAGGUUGUUGCCAGACCACCAUUCCCAAGGGUGUGAUGAAGUAUGAUAUAAAGAUCGAAAGCAGAAACAACCAUGCAAAUAUCCUCAGCUUCAAUCCAUGUAGCUAUGCUUUUCUAGUUGAACAAAAUCAGUUCAACUUCUCAUCGUCAUACCUCCAAGAUUUCAAUGCCACGGAAUUUCCGGUGAUCCUCGACUGGGCUGUUGGAAAUGAGGCAUGUGAAGAAGCUAAAAGAAACCCCAACACUUAUGCAUGCCAUGAGAACAGCUACUGCUAUAAUUCCAUUAAUGGCCAACCGGGAUAUCUCUGCAACUGCACACAAGGUUAUCGUGGAAAUCCCUAUUUAUCUCUGGGUUGCCAAGAUAUUGAUGAGUGCAGCGAUCCAAACCUUAAUAACUGUUUAUUACAGUGUAAUAAUACAGCUGGGAGUUUCUAUUGUUCUUGCCCGGCUGGCUACCAUGGUGAUGGUAUUAGAGACGGUCAAGGUUGUAUACCUGAUCCAGAUGAUGUCAACCAGAGAAUUCUUGGGAUUAAAAUUGCUGUAGGCACUGGUCUCGGCGUCUUGUCUCUCCUUGUUUGUAGUUGUUUGUUGUAUUGGACAAUUAGGAGAAGAAGGCUUAUCCUACUCAGAGAGAAAUUCUUUCAACAAAAUGGUGGCUUACUAUUGCAACAACAAAUUGCUUCACGUAGAGGUGUUUCAGAAAUUGCCAWGAUCUUCACAGAGGAAGACCUAAAGAAGGCAACCAAAAAUUUUGAUGAGAGUCGAGUUAUUGGGCAAGGAGGCUACGGUACAGUUUAUAAAGGAAUUUUACCGAAUAAUAGAAUAGUUGCSAUUAAGAAAUCAAAAAUAAUGGACAAAAGCCAGAUUUCACAAUUUAUAAAUGAAGUUGAGAUUCUUUCCCAAAUCAACCAUAGAAAUGUAGUGAAACUCUUGGGUUGUUGCUUAGAGACAGAGGUACCUUUGCUGGUAUAUGAAUUCAUCUCCAAUGGAACCCUUUCGSAACACAUCCACCAUGAGAGCAAUGAAUCAUCCAUUCCUUGGGAAGACCGACUCAGAAUUGCAGCUGAAACUGCUGGAGCAUUGGCAUAUUUGCACUCUGCACAUUCCAUACCAGUUCUUCAUAGAGACAUGAAAUCUGCUAAUAUAUUAWUAGAUGAAAACUAUGUUGCAAAARUAUCCGAUUUUGGUGCUUCAAGGUUGGUUCCUUUAGAUCAGACUCAAAUGACUACAUUGGUUCAGGGGACUCUUGGUUAUUUGGAUCCAGAAUGUUUUCAUACAGGUCAACUAACAGAGAAAAGUGAUGUUUAUAGUUUCGGGGUUGUUCUUGYGGAGAUUUUAACUGGGGAAAAGCCUCUGUCAUUAGAGAGACCUGGGGAAUAUAAAAGUCUGGCAAUGUAUUUUGUUUCUUCAAUGAAAGAGAAUCGACUGUUCCAAAUUCUUGAGGAUGGAAUUGUGGAUGAGAAAAACAAAGAGCAAUUGAUGGCAGUUKCUGAACUUGCAAGGAGAUGCCUAAAGGUGAAAGGGGAAGAUAGACCCACAAUGAAGGAAGUGGCAGCUGAGCUUGAAGGCCUAAGAAGGUUUCAAGAGCAUCCAUGGGUGCAACAAAACCAUGAGGAAACAGAGUAUUUGCUUGGUAACCCAUCAAGCUAUUCUGUUGGUGAUGUAAACUGUCAAGAGAGUUUGAGUGAUGGCUUCCUCAUGGCAUUAGAAAUUGCACGUUAGG
This is a messenger RNA of Nelumbo nucifera (sacred lotus), 3916 nucleotides long. The record is from RefSeq and is a predicted model, not a curated record. NCBI's taxonomy places the organism in Eukaryota, Viridiplantae, Streptophyta, Magnoliopsida, Proteales, Nelumbonaceae.